Messenger RNA from Seriola dumerili (greater amberjack), 3662 nucleotides. RefSeq names its product heat shock protein family A (Hsp70) member 12B (gene hspa12b). The record is from RefSeq and is a predicted model, not a curated record. The transcript is spliced from 15 exons. NCBI's taxonomy places the organism in Eukaryota, Metazoa, Chordata, Actinopteri, Carangiformes, Carangidae. The coding region runs from base 265 to 2337 and encodes 690 amino acids.
GAGACGGUGAGCUCGGCUGCAGGGAGACAGGACUACGAAUCCAACUCGGAAGGAUUUUCUCAAAAGAAGAAGAAGAAGAAGAAAAACCGAUCCCCGCAGCUUGUUGUGAUCGCUGAUUUGGGAAUUUCAAUUUUGGGAAAAUCUGCCUGCAAAUUCCAAACUUCGGACUGCUGACUUCCAGGGUUUGGGAAUACAUUUGCAGAGGCAAAAAAGGACAAGGGCAUAGUGUUGCAACAGCAUACAGAGACCCUGGCUCCUGUAAAGAUGGCUGACGUGGUGCAGCCAGACCCAAACAGCCUGCAGAUACCGGGUGAUAAUUUAUCAGCCCCUUCGUCGCCUGCCACGGCGAGAAAUGACUGCAGCAUCACACCCCUCACACCCUCGCCCUCGCCAAGGGUGGAGGUCAGACCCAGGAUGGCCUGUCCGUUCUCUGUUGUCGUGGCGAUAGAUUUUGGGACAACGUCCAGCGGCUACGCGUUCAGCUUCACACAGGACUCAGAGGCCAUACACAUGAUGAAGCGCUGGGAAGGCGGCGACCCAGGAGUGGCCAAUCAGAAGAGCCCCACGUGUCUGCUGCUGACUCCCGAUUUGCGGUUCCACAGCUUUGGUUUCGCGGCACGGGACUUCUACCACGACCUGGACCCGGAGGAGGCCCGGCACUGGCUCUACUUCGAUAAAUUCAAAAUGAAAAUCCACAGCACAAGUGACCUCACCAUGGAGACAGAGCUGGAGGCGGUCAACGGACGGAGGGUCAGGGCCAUCGAGGUGUUCGCUCACGCCCUGCACUUCUUCAGGGAACAUGCUCUAAAGGAAGUGAAGGACCAGUCCUCAUCAGUGCUGGAAGGAGAGGAGAUCAGAUGGGUGAUCACUGUUCCCGCUGUGUGGAGGCAACCUGCCAAACAGUUCAUGAGAGAGGCCGCAUACCUGGCUGGUCUGGUGUCUCCUGACUGUCCCGAGCAGCUCCUCAUCGCUCUAGAACCAGAGGCUGCGUCCAUUUACUGCCGCAAGCUCCGCCUCCACCAGGUGAUUGACCUCAGCAUGCAGCCAAUCACAAACGGCCUCGAUCUGGACGGGUCCCGGCCCUUCGACUCCAGCUUCAGACAAGCGAGGGAGCAGUUGAGGCGAUCCAGACACAGCAGGACCUUCCUGGUGGAGAGUGGAACUGGAGAGCUGUGGUCAGAGCUGCAGACUGGGGACAGGUAUAUUGUUGCAGACUGCGGAGGAGGGACUGUUGACCUGACUGUCCAUCAGAUCGAGCAGCCACAGGGAACACUGAAGGAGCUCUACAAGGCUUCAGGCGGCCCGUACGGGGCUGUCGGUGUAGACCUGGCCUUCGAAGCCAUGCUGUGCCAGAUCUUCGGCGAGGACUUCAUCCAGAGCUUCAAAGCCAAACGUCCGGCGGCCUGGGUGGACCUCACCAUUGCAUUCGAGGCAAGGAAGCGGACGGCGGCGCCGGGCAGGGCCAACGCCCUCAAUAUCUCCCUGCCCUUCUCUUUCAUUGAUUACUACAAGAGACACAGAGGGCAGAGUGUGGAGGCCGCCCUGAGGAGGAGCAACAUGAACAUAGUGAAGUGGUCGUCCCAGGGGAUGCUGCGACUGACACAGGAAGCCAUGACCGAGCUCUUCCAGCCCACCAUUGUCAACAUUGUCAAACACAUUGAGGAGCUGAUGGUGAAGCCAGAGGUGUGCGGUGUGCGCUUCCUCUUCCUGGUUGGAGGCUUUGCAGAGUCGCCCAUGCUGCAGAAAGCAGUCCAGAAGGCCCUGGGGCGGACGUGCCGCAUUAUCAUCCCCCAUGAUGUUGGCCUGACCAUACUGAAGGGUGCCGUGCUCUUCGGGCUGGAUCCCACCGUGGUCCGAGUGCGCCGAUGCCCCUUGACCUACGGUGUUGGCGUGUUAAACCGGUUUGUGGAGGGGCGCCACCCUCGAGAUAAACUCCUUAUCAAAGAUGGCCGCGAGUGGUGCACCGACAUCCUCGACCGCUUUGUCUCUGUCGACCAGUCGGUGGCUCUGGGCGAGGUCGUAAGGCGCAGCUACACCCCUGCUCGUCUGGGCCAACGGAAAAUCAUCAUCAACAUCUACUGCAGCAUCACAGACGAUGUUACAUACAUCUCUGACCCCGGUGUCAGGAAAUGUGGGACGAUAACGUUAGACCUACCAGAACCUUUACCACUACCGGGAGCAGUGGGAGGAGCAGGAGGAGGAGGAGGAGGAGGAGGCCCAGAGAGGAGGGAGAUCAGAGCGACCAUGCAGUUUGGAGACACAGAGAUCAAAGUCACGGCUGUUGACGUCAUGUCUAACCGCUGCGUCCGGGCUUCCAUAGACUUCCUGUCUAAUUGAGGAGGAGCAGGAAGUGGAGACGAGGAUCUGAAAACAGAAAUAACUGAUUCCAAGAAUGAUAAUCUUAGAAAAAGCGGUACUUUGGGAGUGGGGCUCAAAUAUUUUUGGAAGGACGGGGGCGUUGCAUUAAUAGAAGAAACUCACACCUCAUAAUUCAGACAUUUAGGAUUUACAUUUAAUCAUUAGAGCAUAAAAAAAAUCAUGAAAGUCCUAAAAAGAAUUUAUAUUCGAUUGAACUGUAGGGUGCCCUCUCUGCAUGGGAAAGAAGAAAUGAAUUUGUCUGGCUUCAGUGGCGAGUUUGUCAUGUCACGCCAUAUAAAUGCUGUCACAGGCAUUUCCUGCCCAGAAAAUAUUCUGAGUACCACAUGUGUGAAACCAAAUGCAAGCAGAGGGCUGAAUACAAAUCUGUAGUGCAGUGAGACAAACAGGUACCAUCAAAUGAUUCAACCUGUCUGAGGAGUAUUUCAAUAACACUUACCUGGAGAGACUCUACCUGAAGCAGCAAACUACCUAGAGUGAGACUCACUCGUGUAUGUUCAGUGCUAAAUAUUAGGAAUGUUGCCUUUUCCCUCACAUAAUUAAUGAUACCUCAUUUAAAUCCUAUUUCAACCUUCAUAUAUGAUGUAUAUGAUGUUCAUAUAUUGAUGCUACGACCUGGACUGCAGCUUUGUUUCUCCUAUGUCGAUGAUUGUGCACCGCCUAGUGGUGAAAAGACUGAACUACUAGCUGAGAAAGCACCUUGGAAUAUAAACACUCCAGGGAUAAAAAUCAAAACACAUUAAAGAGGCAUAUAUUGGGAAGGACCGUGGCAUUAUUACAUACUUUGAACUUACGAAGUUUUAGAAAGUCAUGUUUCACCCACAUCCACGUCUAAAAGAAGUUUCAGCAUUUGUGUUACCCUACACGGGAACAUGUUUGGGAUUAUCUGAUUUCUUUUGUCCAUAUCAGGAUGAGACUGUACAACAGUUGUUUUAUUUCAAAUGUUUCAAAAUCUACUGCAACAUUAAAGCUGUAUUAUUAGAUUUUUUUUUGGCCACAUAGGGGCAAUGGAUCAAGCUGUAAAUGCAACAUUGAUAUACCCUUAUCAAGUUGUUGGCAUUCCUGGGGAACUAUAGAGUUGGUUGAGCAGUGAGUGACAUCUUUGUCAUUACAAUUAGUGACUUGAUCCAUAAUAUAAAAUAUUGAUUAGUGCAGCUUUAAAGUGAGUUUCUGUAGGAAGAAAGGUGGAUGGGUGAAAGUGUUGGUUAUCAAUUGUACCACCUAGUCAUCACCCUGUCAUGUUUAAGUCAGGAAAUGAUGUUUUUAUGUGUAUACUGUAUUAAACU